This is a messenger RNA of Musca domestica (house fly), 1375 nucleotides long. RefSeq lists its product as uncharacterized. The transcript is spliced from 3 exons. Lineage: Eukaryota; Metazoa; Arthropoda; Insecta; Diptera; Muscidae. The coding region runs from base 149 to 1120 and encodes 323 amino acids. The record is from RefSeq and is a predicted model, not a curated record.
UCACUUCUUUGGUGGAAACUUAAGAGUUAAGUUUAGCUCCAGUGCUGAUCGAUCGAUUGUCUGAAGUUUGAAAAUUUACGAAAUCCCAUUUCAAGUGCAUAAAGGAGUGUUUCUGUCUCAAGGAUACUUUUUUUUCGAAAACAACAAAAUGAAAUUCAGUCUUGCUUUGAUCGCCGUUGUGGCCCUUGUUGCCGGUGCCAGUACAUUGCCAGCCAAGAAAAGAAUGGUUUACUAUCAACAGCCAGCUGCCUACUAUACCGCUCCACAACGUAUGAUGUACGUACAAUAUGUCCAGCCCGCCCGUCCCUUUGCCCGCUCUACCCAGGCUGCCGAAGCUUUGGUCGCUGGUGAGACCGUUGCCACUGGCACCUAUCUGAAAGAUUGUAAUCACGCAGAAGCUGAUGUUGCCGCUGCUGGUCCAGCUGUUGAUGUAUCCGCUGAACGUGGUGAAGAUGUUUUGAGCGAAGCCGAAGCCUACCCCGCCUCCGGUGAAGCUGUGCCCGUUGUACCCGUUGCCGCCGUACCCGCUGAAGUUGAUAUUGUGGCUGAGGAGAAUGAGGUGGCUGCCGCCGAUGAAGCUGCCAAGGUUCCACGUGACUACAACUUUGAGGCUGCUGAAGAAUCUGCCGCCGCUGCUGCCGCUGGUUCCGCCGAAGAAGCCACCUAUGAAGCUGAACAAGGCGCAGGUGCUGAGGCACCCGCUGUUGAAGCUGAAGCCCCAGUAGCCGCUGAAUUGCCCGCUCCUGCCCCAAUUGCUCCCGUUGCCAAGCCCGCCAGACGUUAUUUGCCAUCCAAGAAGAAGGUCUACGUUGAAUUGGAACAAUCUGUCGAAGAUGAAGCCGAUGCCGAUGAAGAAGUAGAAUAUGAAGUUCCCGUAGCCCCUGCCCGUCGUCCAGCUGCCAAGAAGCCCGCCAAGGCCCCCACUGCUGGCACCAAGGCUGAAAAACCUCUUCCCGCCGGUACCUUCUUCCCCAUUAACUUCGGUGGUACCAGCGGUGGCGCCAUUGCCAUUGCCAACUCCUUCAGCACUGGAGAGGGUGGUUCCGCCACCAGCCAUGCCAUUGCCUAUGGCUCUCCUGAUUCCGUGCGUGCCCGUGUUCGUCCAGGCAAAUUCCAUUAAAAUCUUGACUGAUGCAUUGGCAUUUCACACACACCCACCCACACCAACACCACCCACACUAAUACAUUUUAAUGCAUAUUUUUGUAAGCCAUAAUGCUCUGCCUUUCACAAGAAUUUAACCGACUUUUUUUUAAUUAUUUUUUAAACUAAUUUUUAAAUUUUCCGUUAAACGAUUUAGUUCAAUUGUAAUAUCUAAACGAAAACAAAACAAAAAACGACCAAAAAAAAAUAAAAAAAAUUGUAUCCUUUAAAAAA